Messenger RNA from Gongylonema pulchrum, 423 nucleotides. The record is from the annotation of a GenBank genome assembly. NCBI's taxonomy places the organism in Eukaryota, Metazoa, Nematoda, Chromadorea, Rhabditida, Gongylonematidae.
AUGGGAAAUUUCCCGAAAUGGAAUUCGCCCGUAGAAGUAGAGCGGAUAUAUAAGCAAAAAUCAGUGCUGCAAAAUAUGAUAUGUAUGAUUCGACACGCUUGUAUAGCAUGGGAUGAAGAAAUUGGAAUAAUAACGUUAUUUGUUUCACUCCUACUACACAAGGGCAUCGAGGCUUUUAGUGUUGGUCUUCAAAUAUCGCGCACAGUCGCGCAAAGAGUGAAACUACUCAGUGCAACAAUUAUUAUUUAUUCACUUAUGACGCCAGUAGGGUCGAUUGCAGGUCUCCUCUUGCAUAGUGCGCACAUCUACGAGCCAUACAAAGAAGGCAUCAUAUUUGUCUUGGAAGCACUUGCUAUUGGAACAUUUUUCUACGUCACGUUCUUUGAGGUAACAUAUGGACAAAUAAGAAUCAAGAAAUUCUAG